CAAUGUUCAGCAUUCGUCGCCUCCGUCUCCCUCAACCGAAAUACUUUCUUGCGCCGCGCGCGACCACAAUCAUGGCACAAAAACGACCAUUCAAUGAGGGAAAGCGACAUUUCAAAAAGAGCAAGAAGCAGAAGCCAAACGUCAGCGAUGGCUCGAAUGAGGAUGUGCUUUUGGCAGACAUCAAGGAUCUUAUGAGGAGUGUGAACAUCACAGAGGACAAGCAGCUCCCGGAGCACCAUGCCGAGAUAGACGUCACAAUCUCCCAGCUGUCCUCGACAGGAGACGGAUUGGGAGAGAAGGACGGGCAGGUAUAUGUUGUUCCUUUCUCUGCGCCAGGCGACACCGUCACCGCCAGAGUGUACAAGCACAAUGAAGAACUACCAUAUUCUCUCGCAGACUUCGUCAAAGUCGUGACGCCCUCUCAGCAUCGCACAGAAGAGCCCAAAUGCCAAUACUUUUCCAAAUGCUCUGGCUGCCAGUUCCAAUACCUGCCAUAUUCCUACCAACUCGCACACAAACGAUCGAUCGUAGAGAAGGCAUAUCGCAACUUCUCGAACCUUCCUGCAUCUGUAGUGCCCACCGUUGGCGACACGAUUGGAUCACCGCUGCAAUAUGGCUACCGAACGAAGCUUACGCCGCAUUUCGACGGACCGCCGGGAGGGAGGAGGGACAAGAGACAUGGACAGAAGGUGACAUGGCCGGAGGUCCCGCCGAUUGGGUUCAUGUUGAAGGGCACGCGGAAAACGAUGGACAUUGAAGAUUGCCCGAUUGGUACGCCAGCAGUGAGAGGUGGCAUGAAGCGAGAGCGGAAAAGAGUCGCGGACAACAUUGAUGCAUAUCAGAAGGGUGCGACAUUGCUGUUGAGAGAGAACACAAGACGGGAGGAGAAGAAGGAGGGUGAAGGUGAGGUCGAAAAGGAGGUCGAGGCGACAGAGGAGGUUGUUGAAGAGCACGAUAGCCAUGUCCUGCGAAAGACCUGCAUCACCGACAACAAGGCCAUUUCAACAGAAUACAUCGACGACUUCCGACUGGACAACCCGGCUGGAGCAUUCUUUCAGAACAACAACUCAAUCCUACCGCUCGUCACGCAGUACAUUCGCGACAACAUUCUCGGAACUAACGAUGAGGCGAAUGGCGCUGAAGAGAAGCCAGUCAUCAAGAACAUGAUCGACGCCUACUGCGGCUCCGGUUUCUUCACCAUCACACUGUCGGGAAUGUUCAGCAACAGCAUCGGCAUCGACAUAUCCGGCCAAUCCAUCGACUUUGCCAGCAAGAAUGCACAACUCAACAACCUUGGCAAAGACUCAACGCACUUCAUUGCGGCGGAUGCCAACCAUCUAUUCGCUGCCGUGGAUGCAAACAAGUUUCCUCCGGCUGAGACGGCCGUUGUUGUAGAUCCGCCUCGCAAAGGUUGCGAUGAAGGCUUCAUCCGACAGCUGCUUGAGUAUGGGCCAGCGAGGAUCUGCUAUGUGUCGUGCAAUGUGCAUACGCAGGCGCGAGAUGUGGGUUGGCUGGUUGGUGGUCUGCCGGGUGACGGAGGAGACGCGAAGGACGCAAAGGGCAUGUACGAUAUCGAGAGUCUGAGAGGAUUUGAUUUCUUCCCUCAGACGAGCCAUGUGGAAGGCGUAGCAAUCCUGAAGAGGAAGCCUGUGAUCGCGGAGGAGAUCAAAGCAGAUUCUUCGACAGAGACUGGCGCAAAGAAAACUUACAUGUACAAACAUCUCCGAUGUUAUCUCUUCGCCAUCUCCACAAAGUCUUCUGCCGAAACAUCACUUGCUGCAGAACUGGACAUAGCAGCAGCCAUGUCAUCCAAGCAGCCCUCACAAGACGCGGCAGCUGAGUCGAACGGCAAAAGUACAGCACCCGACGACCACGAGAAAUACGAAGCACCUCCCGCUGAUGCAGAUCAAUCAGAGCCCUCCGACGACUCAGAAGCCUCCACCAUCAUCCUCCCCAGCAACGAACCCGACAACAGCACCAGCGUCAACAUCACCAUCGUCUCCACCUCCAUCGAAGGCAAGUCUUAA
This is a messenger RNA of Zymoseptoria tritici IPO323, 2027 nucleotides long. RefSeq lists its product as uncharacterized. Gene Ontology annotation, biological process: tRNA processing. Gene Ontology annotation, molecular function: tRNA (uracil(54)-C5)-methyltransferase activity, S-adenosyl methionine-dependent. NCBI's taxonomy places the organism in Eukaryota, Fungi, Ascomycota, Dothideomycetes, Mycosphaerellales, Mycosphaerellaceae. The transcript has 2 exons. The annotation marks the transcript as partial. The record is from RefSeq and is a predicted model, not a curated record.